This is a messenger RNA of Morone saxatilis (striped sea-bass), 3326 nucleotides long. RefSeq names its product cadherin 15, type 1, M-cadherin (myotubule) (gene cdh15). Gene Ontology annotation, biological process: cell morphogenesis; adherens junction organization; calcium-dependent cell-cell adhesion. The transcript is spliced from 14 exons. Bases 237 to 2645 code for a protein of 802 amino acids. Gene Ontology annotation, cellular component: plasma membrane; adherens junction; catenin complex. NCBI's taxonomy places the organism in Eukaryota, Metazoa, Chordata, Actinopteri, Moronidae. The record is from RefSeq and is a predicted model, not a curated record. Gene Ontology annotation, molecular function: calcium ion binding; cadherin binding.
GGCAGGGAGGAGCUGUGAGAGACAAACGCAGGGAGAGGAAAGGAAGCAGACAGAGAGGCUGCAAGAGCAAGUGGACAGAGAGAGAAGGAAAGAGACGGACAGGUUUCAAGGUUGGAGAGUUUGGCCUUUUUGCCCAGUAGAGCCACACAGGAGCCCAGUUUUUAGUGAAGAAGCCUAGCUUUCAGUGAUCAGAGGUCUCUUCAUUCUGAGUUUCUGUACUGUACUGUGUACUGAGGAUGGCGGCACGGAUGUUGAUGGUGUGUGUGCUGGUUCCUCUGCUCUAUCAGGUGUGGAGCUCUGCAGAACCUCAUCACAAUGAAGAGGAGCUGCAGCCUCAGACCCUUUACCCUUGGAGAAAUCAAGGCAAGGGAGUGGUCAGGGUAAAAAGGGACUGGAUCAUCCCUCCAAUCAGAGUGCUGGAGAAUAGCAAGCAGGUUCCUGAAAACCUUGUCCAGAUCAAAUCGGACAAAAUCUUUACAGGUGAGGUGAUCUACAAGUUAGAAGGACCAGGGGUGGACCAGGAGCCCAAGAAUCUGUUUGAGAUUGAUGAUAAAACAGGAAUAAUCCGGAGCAAGCGGCCACUGGACAGAGAGAAAUACAACAGCUUCACGCUGAAAGCCUUUGCACUGUCCCCCAGUGGAGAGAGACUAGAGAAUCCAACCACCAUAGAGAUAGUGGUGCUGGAUCAGAAUGACAACAGACCUGCCUUCACCCAGAGCGAGUUUGUUGGCACUGUGUCUGAGUUCUCAGUCCCAGGCACGUCAGUGAUGUCAGUGUCAGCCAUUGAUAAAGAUGACCCUAUGACAGAAAACGCUUUUCUGAGCUAUUCUAUCAUUGGCCAGGAGAGCAUUCCUGCCAACGCUGUUACCAAGACUAUGUUUGGUAUCAACAACCAGACAGGAGCCAUCUACACAAGAGAUGUAGGCCUGGACCGAGAGGUGGUGAAAAGUUUCCGAUUAAAACUGCAGAUUGCUGAUAUGGGGGGCAUGGGACUAACAAGUGAAGGUGUGGCAAUCAUACAUGUAUCUGAUAUCAACAACCACGCCCCACAGUUCAGCCCUACCUCUUACCGUAUGAUUGCAGUGGAGAACAGGGAGGACUAUGAGAUUGGCCGGGUGAAUGUGACGGACAGAGAUGAUCGUGGAACAGGAAACUGGGAGGCUAAAUACCUCAUUGCAAAUGACCUUAACGGCAACUUUGCCAUCAAUACAGACCCUGCCACCAACCAGGGUGUUCUGACAGUGGUGAAGCCUUUGGAUUUUGAAGCAAAGAAUGAGUACAUCCUGAUUCUGAUGGUGGAAAAUGUCAACCCUCUGAGCAACAAGGCUCCCAACCUCCCAGUGACCACCGCUAGAGUGGUGGUGACUGUUGUGAAUGAGAACGAAGCCCCACAGUUCAGGGAGGACCCCAUACAGAUUGUGGUCCCUGAGUCUGUGGUUCCUGGGACUUUACUGAAAAACAAUAUUGCCUUUGACCCUGAUAAUUCUGUCUUGAGGUAUGAGAUUAGUAGAGAUCCUGAGAGGUGGCUGGACAUCAACAGAGAUACAGGAGACCUUACUGUCAAGAGAAACUUUAACAUGCGAUCUCCACAUGUUAGAAACAAUAUCUACAAUGCUGUUGUCAAGGUUACAGAUGCUGAUGGUGUGUCAACCACCGCCACAGUGUCCAUCACACUGAAGGAGACCAAUGACUUCCCCCCUCAGCUCUUCCCUCUGAGUGGCUCUGUAUGUAAAGAUGCAGGCUGGACGGGUUCUGGUCUGGUUCUGACUGCUGUGGAUGAAGACUUUCCUCCACAUGCUGCACCCUUCACCUUUAAAAUGCCUGAUGAUCUGUCCAUAAACUGGACUGUUAUUCAAGUCAACGAUACUCAUGCCGUGCUUCAUCCCCUCUUGGAGCUGGAGGCAGGAGAGUAUGUGGUCACAGUGUUUGUGUCAGACUCUGGCAGUCCAGUUCUGGGUGCUUAUGCUCAGGUUAAUGUCACUGUGUGUCCCUGUGACUCUUUUGGAGAUUGUAAGUCUGAGGCAGGGGCUAUCCUAGGCUCCAGUGUGGGAAUCAGCUUCAUUGCUCUCAUUAUCAUCAUGGCCAGUAUUGCCCUCCUACUGUUGCUGCUUCUCUUGGCCGUGGCGGUGACUGCGUGUGGGAGACGCCACCAUAUCAAGAAAGGAACAGGCCUGCUUGUCGGGGAAUCUGAAGACGACAUCCGUGACAAUGUCUUCAACUAUGAUGAGCAAGGAGGUGGUGAGGAGGAUGAGAAUGCCUUUAACAUCGACCUGCUAUGGAAUCCACAUGAUGCCCCUUCGACCCCGGGGUCCUACUACCCAGGCUCUGGUGUUCCUCGAGGCAAGCAGCCCCUCAGGAAGGAUGCCCCGCAUAACCUGCCCUCACCUAUCUACCCAAGGAGGCCUCCCGCGGAUCCCACUGACAUCGAGGACUACAUCAAUGAUGGCCUGGAGGCUGCAGACAACGAUCCUAACGUGCCUCCAUACGACACAGCCCUGAUCUACGACUAUGAGGGAGAGGGUUCGCUGGCAGGCAGCCUCAGCUCCAUUGCUUCUGGAAGUUCUGAUGGAGACCAAGACUACGACUACCUCAACGACUGGGGACCACGCUUUCAGAAACUGGCCAACAUGUACGACCCACGUUAAGGUGGAAAGCACCUGACAGAGAGAAGACCUGUGUGAUCCACUGCCAGUUAGGGAGACAGAUCAUGGAAAAGAUUUGAAGCGUGCCAAGGAAAAAAAACUAAACCAUGGGCCUUUAAUCUAAUGUGCCUUGGGAUUUAUUGAGGAUCAUUUGGACACAGCUGACAAAAUGGCUCGUUGCAAAGUUUUGUGGUUAGCUCAGGAAAAGUGAAUGAGACAGUACAAUCAUGUGUUGACAUGAUCAGCCACGGGGGAAAGGCGCUGUGCAUGCUACAAGGCAAACAGAAUGUGUGUUGAAAUGAUUGUCCAUGUUGGGUUUUGUUUAUCCUCAGACUCAGAUUGCUCACUAAUGAUGCAUACAACGAGCCUGAAAUAUAAGAAAUCUUUUAAAUGAAUUUCUUUUUUUAUAUAAGUGAUUAUUUUAUAAUAUACAUUUGCUUUGAUAUUGAUUUUGUUCGUUUUUGGGGAUUUUUUGCAUCACAAAUCCUCCAUUCCAGCCUCUGUUAAUCUUUUUGGAAGCCAUCUGAGCACAAAAUAUUACUAAACAAAACAUACCGUACCACAUAAUAUUCUGUAAUCUAAUUGUUUGGAGGUGAAGACUUUGAAUUGUUUGUUUUUUUUAGAUAUGUUCAUUGAAUUUAAAUGUUACUGGUGUCUACAGAAUAAAUGCAAAUCUUUUAUUUA